AGGAAUCAGUGUGUUUGUCCAAAGUUCUUCCUGACCCUCUCUAACCAGAGAUCGCUGCGCAGUGAUGAAUGCCUCAUCAGGAGAGAGAGGAACAGGAAACAACCAUCGCUUAUGGAAUUCUGGAAGAUAUUUGUGGAAAACAUGUUAAUGUGUUACCCGUGUACCAGAGGCACAGGCUCCUCUGAUGUCUACUUUUUAAAGUCUCAGAAGUAGUAGACAACCUGCAGGAGACGUUACGAGAGAGUGGUCGAACAUUUGUUGGUCGCUGUGGCUCCUGGGACCACUAGCACAGUGCGGGACCAUCAGCACAAUGGGUUCAGUUAUGUAUGAGAUCAUGCAGCAGGAGAUCAGGCCAUUACUAGCCGUCGACAUUAUUGAACAACUUCACAGACAGUUUGUUCUUCUCUCAGGAGGAAGAGGAAAAGAUGGAUCACCGAUCAUCACAUUUCCCGAGUUCUCAGGCUUCAGUGAAGUGUCAGAUGAAGAUUUUGUUAACGUUGUCACAUACCUGACCAGCAUACCAAGCAUGGAUGCUUCUAGCAUUGGCUUUGUUAUAAUCCUGGACCGAAGGAAAGACAAAUGGAACUCAGCAAUAGCUUCUCUGGCUCGAAUAGCGGGGUCCUUCCCAGGAAACCUGCAGCUCGUGUUGGUUCUCAAACCAUCACGUCUCCUCCAAAGAGCCAUUGCUGACGUCAGCAUGCGGUUACACCGAGAUGAUUUUAAAUUGAAGGUACCGAUUGUUAUGCUAAACUCCCUGUCAGAUUUACAUGGCUACGUUGACAAAGGCCAGCUGACCUGUGACCUCGGGGGAACUCUGGAGUAUUGUCACAGUCAAUGGAUUCAUCAUCGGACAGCUAUUGAGAACUUUGCAUUAACGGUGAAGAGUACAGCACAGAUGCUGCAGCAGUUUGGCAGUGACCUGGCAGAAACUGAGCUUCCCAAUGAUGUCCAGUGCACCAAAGAUUUACUCGUCACACACAACCAAAAACACGAUGAACUCAAGGAUGAGCUAAAACUGGCUGUGAAACAAGGAAAUACUCUACUUUCUUGUAUCAAAGACCAAGCCAACAAAAUUGAGAACCACAUUCUAAACCCAGACGAGAUAGAGAACCAAACAACUGUUGAGAGGUUGUUAGCGCAGCUUGAUGAGACAGAGAAUGCAUUUGAACAGUUCUGGUCGAGGCAUCACUUAAAGUUGGAGCAGUGCUUACAGUUACGUCACUUUGAGCAGGACUUUAAAGAGGUGAAAGUGUCUCUGGACGGUCUGAUGGAGGCUUUACUGGGGCUCUCUGACACGGCGGACUGCGUGACUCGAGUGGAAAACCUACUGGGAGAUCUGAAAACCCUGGAGGACAAAGCUCAGGAGUGUUUAGAAAAAGCUCAGCUUCAUGCCCAACAUGGCGACCAGUUGAUCCAAAGCAACCACUAUGCUGUGGACUCCAUCCGGCCCAAGUGUGUCGAGCUCCGUCGAAUCUGUGACGACUUCAGCAACGAGGCCAAAAAGAAGCAGGACAUUCUGACCAAAUCGCUUGAAAUCCAUAAACGAAUCGACGAGGUAAACCGGUGGUGUGAGUCUGGUGUGUAUCUGUUGGCCUCUCAGGCUGUCGACAGAUGUCAGACUCAGGAAGGGGCAGAAGCGGCGCUAAAGGAUAUCGAGAGGUACAAGGAAACAGCCCAAGAGCAGCGGCUCGCUCAUCUUAAAGACCUCAACCACCAGUACGAGAUCAUCCUGUCAGACCUUGUCAAGAACAAAGUUCAAAAGGCUCUGAAAAGGUUGGAAGACGUUCAAGAGAUGCUUGAAAAACGGCGCGCAAGUCUGAAAAAGCUGUCUGCUAAGCAAACAAGGCCUGUGCAACCUGUUGCUCCCCGACCAGAAUCUUCACCCAAACGGCCUUCAAACAGAACACCACAAGCCACCGGCCCGGCGUCACAUCGCAGAGGUACAGAAAACUCCAGCACUAAUAAGCAAACUAGUGACGCAGAGCUGGCAAAGCGCAAGAAUAUUCGCAAAUCCAAAGCCCUCCUCAAGAUCGAGGUCAUGCAUGAAGGAGGUCAGGGAGGUUCAAGCCAUGUUCUCAUGAACAAUGAGACAGAGGAGACGCUUUCAAACAGACGCAGUCACAUAAUGAAUGAGUUGAUUGAGACGGAGAGGCUGUACGUGGAAGAGUUACAAAGCAUCAUAGAGGGUUACGCGGCAGCCAUGGACGACCCUGAACUCAUCUAUCUCAUCCCACCAUCAUUAGAACACAAAAAGGACAUUCUCUUCGGCAAUCUACCCGAAAUAUACCAGUUUCACCAGAAGACAUUUCUCAAAGAGCUUGAAAACUGUGCAGAAAAGCCAGAAUUGGUGGGGAGGUGUUUUUUGAAGCGGAAGGAGGAGUUGCAGAUCUAUGAGAAGUACUGUCAGAAUAAACCGCGCUCUGAAGCAUUGUGGCGGCAGUGUGGGGACAGUAUGUUUUUCCAGGAAUGUCAGAAAAGGUUGGACCACAAGCUUUCUUUAGAUGCGUACCUUCUAAAGCCCGUGCAGAGAAUCACCAAAUAUCAGCUCAUGCUAAAGGAGAUGCUGAAGUGCAGUAAGAACACCGAGGGCACAGCUGAGCUGGAGGAAGCUUUGGCCACAAUGCUAGACAUCAUCAAGUCGGUCAAUGAUUCCAUGCAUCAGAUCGCCAUCACUGGUUUUGAGGGCAAUCUGAAUGAUCUGGGCAAACUACUGAUGCAGGGCUCCUUCAACGUUUGGACGGACCACAAGAAAGGUCACAGUAAAGUGAAAGACCUGGCCCGCUUUAAACCCAUGCAACGACAUCUCUUUCUCUACAACAAAAUGAUUUUGUUUUGCAAGAGACGUGAGGAGACAUCUGAUGCUCAUGAGAAAUCCCCCUCCUACAGCUUCAAACACUUUUUGAAGAUGAGUUCAGUGGGAAUCACCGAAAAUGUAAAGGGAGACAUCAAAAAGUUUGAAAUCUGGUACAACGGCAGGGAGGAAGUAUACAUCGUCCAGGCGCCUUCAAUGGAUGUGAAGAACACGUGGGUUUCAGAAAUCCGUAAAGUCCUAACAAGCCAGCUGGAAGCUUGCCGAGGUAUUUCUGGAGAAGCCAGUCAGCUCCAUCAGAAGAUUACAGAGAACAUCUACAACGCUCCAAUGAGAAACAUACGGAAAACCGCCCUUCGGCAGUCCGACUCAUCCAGUCCUGAAACGGGUUACAGACGCGGUGACACGGGGCCCAAUAUGCGACAGAAACGAGCCGACGCUUCGGCCAGCAUCGGUACAGAGCGCAGUGCUCUCGCUAGAAAGCGCUUCACCUUACAGGGCCUGUCAAACCGCAGGUCUCUCCCCGCAGAAUCUGUGCCUAAAGAAACAGAGGUCACGCGCCGCUUCUCUUUAGCCUCAACCAUCAGCUCUGCCACUGCACCGCGCACUAAAGCUCCUCUGUCGUCCAGCCUUAAAAGCAAAAGACACCAAAUCAAGAGUGACCCCACACCGUUUGGCUAUGAAGACACCAUGCGAGGUGCACUUCCCAUUGAGAACAAAACUAAAGGUACCGCCGGUACCAAGCCCCCCGUGCCGAGGUCUGCUUCUCAACCAGGAUGGAAUCAACGGCGGCUGCCCUCAAUGGAUGCAGAGGAUUUCGAGACCAUCCCAUCGAGCACUGAAGAACUCUCCAUUUCAUCCGAUGGAGAAGACGACGGCCACAAUAAAAAUGAGGGACAUGAUCAAUAUCAGGUGCAGCUGACGUACGAGUCAGGUACUGCUCAGGAUCUCUCUGUAGAGGCGGGUGAUUUAGUACAAUUCCUAGAAGAGUCAGAAAACGGCCACUGGCUAGUCAAGAGCCUUAGAACUCAGAAGACAGGGCUGGUGCCACCCACUGUCCUGCAAUCCACAGUAGAGGGACUAGACCUUUACACUAACUCUGAUAUUUUCAGUGACCUCUGCACUGCUGCUCUCACCGAUACAGAGGAAGACUGUGCUGGGCCGGAUUCUGUUCAGGAUGGCAGAUUUGCGUGCUGAUGGGCGUAUGCUUCCCUUUGUGCCAUGCUUAUAUGCAUCACGCCUGAUGACAGCUCAAUAUCACUGAUACUCUUGUAAUGCAACAUAGAAAUCUACUCUAGCGGAAGAGUAAACUCUGCUGCUAUGUGACCGCUCUAAUUGGCCAAUCAGAAUGCACACUCUGAUGAAACUGACCAAUCAGAAUGGAUUCCAGUUUUUUUCUGGCCUUAUGCACAAUGCCUUUCUCCAGCUGCUGAUGUGACAUCUUCAUAAGACAUUCAGCGUAUAGCCUGCUUUCACUCUGCUGCCUUAGCAGCAAACGCAGGGGCGGGUUUUGAGAAGAAAAAUAGCAAAGGACCUUUGUGAAAACUGGCUUUUAUGCAAUAUGAUACGUGCCCUGUGCUUGCUCAAACACCAGAGGUGGCCAUCUGAAAACACUGAAACUGGUCCUGCUGAAACUUCCACUGAAAUGCUUCAAUAUGCUUUUGUUUGUUUUGUUGUCUGAUGCCUGUUUGCUUAUGAUACCAUUGGUCUGAAACACAGCACUUUUAAAGAAUAAACCUUCUCUUUUGGUUAUGUACAAUAUUUAUACUCUCUUUUUAUAUUUCGAAUCGGUCUGUAAAGCUUCAUUCCUCUUUGAUCCUCUUCAAAUAUUUGCCGUUACUUGAUAUUCAUCUCUGUUGUGGUCUUGUUCUAUAUAAAUUAUCUUGGAACCACACCCUAAUUCUUUCUAACUUCAGAGGAGACUCUUGUUUUUAUAUAGAUUUCUGAAAAUAUGAUCACACAGCUGUACUGUAAAAGCAUCCUGUUAUUUUACAGUAUUGCUCCUGAAUGUUGUUUGUUCUUUUUAUGCGCACAAUACAUAACUUUUGGUCAUAUAAGAGAAUUUAAUACAAAAAUCUGAUGUACUGUAAACUACCUGCUUUGAAAGACUGGACAGCAGUUUGACAGUGAAUGUAGUAAUAAUGCCAAAUGUUUUGUUUCAGAACAAUGUCAGUAUUUGCAAUGACAAUUUAAACACGAUUCAGGCUGUAAUUUCCAAUAUCCAGACUUAUUACCAUGAUCGUUUUGAGUUUCCUUGUUUGUUUGUAAAUAUAACCACAAACAUUUAAUAUUGAAUGCUAAUGUGAUAAUUAGUAGUAUCACGACAUAUUGUUCAUGCAUAUGUGCAUAUUUUGCUACACCUAUGGACAUAUUACAGCUGAUGUGAAUACAACUAUGUACAUUUUCAAAUAAAUAAUUACAUGCAUUA
Molecule: messenger RNA, 5237 nt
Organism: Triplophysa rosa
Lineage: Eukaryota; Metazoa; Chordata; Actinopteri; Cypriniformes; Nemacheilidae
Gene: mcf2l2
Product: MCF.2 cell line derived transforming sequence-like 2
Exons: 34
Coding region: 311-4006 (1231 amino acids)
Biological process (GO): intracellular signal transduction
Cellular component (GO): cytoplasm
Molecular function (GO): guanyl-nucleotide exchange factor activity; protein binding
Source: RefSeq, a predicted model, not a curated record